GGGGGUUUUGGACAAAGGCGAACCGAGAAAGAAAAAGAGAAGCGAAGGAAUGGCGAGCGAGGUAGCGAUGGCGGCGAACACGGAUGUGGCGGCGGUAGCGGCAGAGGAGGAGACAGUGACGACGAAAGUGCCACAUAAGUUGGAGAGAAAGUGGACGUUCUGGUUCGACAACCAGUCCAAGCCCAAGCAAGGUGCCGCCUGGGGCACCUCUCUCCGCAAGCUCUACACCUUCGAAACUGUCGAAGAGUUCUGGUGUUUGUAUGAUCAGAUAUUAAAGCCCGGCAAGUUACCUCCCAGUGCUGAUUUCCACUUGUUCAAAGCGGGGAUUGAACCCAAAUGGGAAGAUCCCGAGUGUGCUAGUGGAGGAAAGUGGUCCGUUGUCAGCACAAGAAAGGCUAACCUUGACACCAUGUGGCUAGAAACUUUGAUGGCUUUGAUUGGAGAGCAAUUUGAUGAGGUCGAUGAGAUUUGUGGUGUGGUUGCGAGCGUGCGCCAGAGGCAGGACAAACUUUCGUUAUGGACCAAGACAGCAGCAAAUGAAGCUGCCCAGAUGGGCAUUGGGAGGAAGUGGAAGGAGAUCAUUGACUUCACUGAUAAAAUGACUUACAAUGCCCAUGAUGAUGCUAGAAGGGAAAGAUCAGCCAAAGCUCGAUACAGUGUGUGAUUGUGCAUGAUCUUGCUGUGUGGUUUUCUUCACUCAAUUGUGGUACUGUGAUGAAAACUAAAGAAAUUGCUUUGAUGCCUUUUUUGUUAUAGUCUACGAAAGACAUGUCGUUAAUAUAUAUUUUCCCCAUGUGAGAUGUUGGUAAGGAAUGUAAUUUGAUAAGGUUCUUUAUAUGUUGCUUUUUGUGAAUUUUCUAUUUUUUAUCAAGGGAUGACACACUGGAGCCUCUACUUGCAACAGAAUGAUAAUAGAAAUUCCAUUUUGCUGCUC
Messenger RNA from Corylus avellana, 934 nucleotides. RefSeq names its product Eukaryotic initiation factor 4E protein (gene LSP1). Gene Ontology annotation, cellular component: cytoplasm; eukaryotic translation initiation factor 4F complex. The record is from RefSeq and is a predicted model, not a curated record. Gene Ontology annotation, biological process: translational initiation. Gene Ontology annotation, molecular function: translation initiation factor activity; RNA 7-methylguanosine cap binding. Lineage: Eukaryota; Viridiplantae; Streptophyta; Magnoliopsida; Fagales; Betulaceae.